Phycodurus eques (leafy seadragon) is the source of this 5850-nucleotide messenger RNA. RefSeq names its product protein phosphatase, Mg2+/Mn2+ dependent 1Kb (gene ppm1kb). The record is from RefSeq and is a predicted model, not a curated record. Gene Ontology annotation, molecular function: protein serine/threonine phosphatase activity; cation binding. Gene Ontology annotation, biological process: protein dephosphorylation. The transcript is spliced from 7 exons. NCBI's taxonomy places the organism in Eukaryota, Metazoa, Chordata, Actinopteri, Syngnathiformes, Syngnathidae. Bases 197 to 1345 code for a protein of 382 amino acids.
UUACCUUGUUUAACAACAUUGCGUUACACAAGCUAAGCGAGACGAGUUAGAGGAGCGUCGUUCGGAAACUGUUCAACAGGGCAACAAACUAGGCACCUAAAGGGGAAUAAAACAAGACCACUUUAUCAAAAAUACAUCUAAGGUGAUCCCGUCUCUCGAUAUCCCGUGCUUCUCUGGUAUUCCCGCUGUUAGGGUGAUGUCAAUAGCCUAUCUCGCCCGCCUGGCAAGGUGCAGUGGGCCCCAUGUUGGACGCAACGGCCUUCCCCAAAUGGCCCUGGUGCCCCUCACGUUGAAACAGGACAUCGCCCUUCACUCGACCGUCCCCAGGAGGCAGAUCCACACACCUUCAGAAAAGCGCCGCAGCGGCACACGCUUUGACGCCGACAGCAGCGGCCACCCCACCACUUGGGACUCGUUUGGCAUCUGGGACAAUCGUAUCGACGAGCCCAUCCUGCUGCCGUCCAGCAUCCGCUACGGAAAACCCAUCCCCAAGGUCAGCCUGUCCAAUGUGGGCUGUGCCUCGCUCAUUGGGCAACGCAAGGAGAAUGAGGACCGCUUCCAGCUCUCACAACUGACCACCAACAUCAUCUACUUUGCCGUGUUUGACGGGCACGGUGGGCCGGAAGCGGCGGAUUUCUGUGACAAAUACAUGGAGACUUUUAUCAAGGAUCUUGUGGUUGACGAGGACAAUCUGGAAUUGGUUUUAACUAAGGCUUUCCUAGAAGUAGACAAAGCUUUAGCGAAGCAUUUGUCCCGCUCUUCAGUUGCGCCCGGGGUGAACGCAGGCACCACCGCCACCGUGGCACUGCUGAGGGACGGCAUCGAGCUGGUGGUGGCCAGCGUGGGCGACAGCCGCGCCAUGCUGUGCCGCAAGGGUAAGGCGCUUAAGCUCACCGUCGACCACACGCCUGAGAGGAAGGACGAGAAGGAAAGGAUCAAGAGGAGCGGAGGUUUCAUCACCUGGAACAGUCUGGGGCAGUCCAACGUCAACGGCAGGCUGGCCAUGACGCGAAGCAUCGGUGACUUUGAUUUGAAGAGCAUGGGGGUCAUUGCCGAGCCUGAGACCAAGAGAAUAACGCUGAGUCCCGUGCACGAUUCCUUCCUGGCGCUUACCACCGACGGUAUCAACUUCAUCAUGAACAGCCAGGAGAUCUGCAACGUCAUCAACCAGUGUCACGACCCGAAGGAGGCGGCACAGCGCAUCUCUGAACAGGCUCUGCAGUACGGCUCAGAGGACAACAGCACCAUCAUCGUGGUGCCUUUCGGCGCCUGGGGCAAGCACACCAGCUCUGAUACCAGCUUCUCCUUCAGCCGAAGCUUCGUGUCGAGCGGGCGCUGGGCGUAGUGGCAGCGGUACGCGGGGGAUGCUGGGUAAAAGGGCGUGGUCUGUGGACCCUCUCAGCAAGUGCAAUAGUCGACAACGGGUCCCUUUGUUGGGGGAAAAAUUUGGAUGUGUGAGACAACUGCUGUGUGACCUCGAUUUAUUUAAAACAAAAAAAAAAAAGUGCACGAAAAGUCUCACCAGUGUUCUUAUAUCAUGACGUCAAUGAGCUUUUUGCUGCCAGUGGCUAAGAAGUAUUGGACUAGCUAGUGGAGAUUGUUCGUGUUAUUCUAACACACUUAAAUUGUAAACGCAGUGGAACCUCUAAAGUUGUGGUCAUACAAGUCGAAAAUGUAACAAAAGAUUUUCUCGAAAAAUUAAUCUCUAAAGUCGCACUUGCACUGACGUAGCGGAGGGACAAAACCUUUUUUUUUUCUUCCCCUUUUUUCACACAAAAUUUUGAGUUCGCCAUUGGACAGCAACAAUUUGUAUGUUUUCAUUCUGGCUGAUCAGUAUAAUAUGACUAAAGCCCACAAUUACAAUUUAAAAAAAAAAAGUGUUAUUUAAUGUGAUGUAUAAGUAACAUUUUGCAGAUAUAUUCAUUUAAAUGUCACAUUGUCUAGUCAAAAGCAUUCAUCACAAAUGUUUUUUUUUUUAAUCAGAAAUGUCAACAAAACUCUGGUUUUCGAAUAAAUGUUUUUUUUGUUUGUUUGUUUUUUAAGACAGUGACAAGUUUUCAUAACAUUACAAGAAAAAUCUAUUUCGGUAUUAUCAGGAAAGGUUAUUUUACAACGAAUAAAGUUGUGACAUAAAAAUUUUGUAAUUUUACAGAAAAUAAAGUUGUAAGUUACAAGAAAAUAGUUGUAAUAAUACAGACAAUAAAAUAUUAAUAUUACAAGAAAAAAAGUCAGAAAGAGAAAUUUUCACGAGCAACAUCGUUUUCAUUUUUAUGUGGAAAAAUUUAAUUAUUGGAGAAUGCGUUUUAUUACAAAUAUUGAAAAAACAAUUGUAAUUUUGCGAGAAUUAAACUGUAGUAUUAAAAGAAAAAAGUCCUGCUUUUGCAAAAAAAAAAGUUGUAAUUUUAUGAGAACAAAUAUGUAAUAUUGCAAGGAAAACAAUACAUUUUUCUAUAAAAAAAAAGUUGUAAUUUAAGGAAACUAGCGCUGUGACAUUAUGAGGAAAAAGUGAUUAUUUUACAAAAACAGUAAUGUAAUAUGACAAGAAAAAUUUAAUAUUUACAAGUUUGGCUUCUCACCAUCAAAUGUAAAGAAAAAGAAAACAAAAGAGAACAGAAUGUACAAGCCAAAGUCAGCUGCAUGUUCAUUAACUACCGUAGUCAUAAAAGCUAAGGGUUUAAUUUUUUCAUUAUUAUUAUUGUACACUUGUAUAAAUUGUCCAGACAGUUAAUAAAUGAUUUAAUGAUGGCAAUAGUUUGGGUCGGGAAUGGAUCGUUAAAACUGAUACAAAACGGGAGGUGUUGCGUUCAGGAACACGGCAUUGUGUCGGACCUGAGAGACUCCACUGUUGCUGUUGGCAGCACUUACAUUUGCACUUAAAGGAAAAAUCUAUUUGGACGAGUUUCAUUUUGAAAUGAGUCGACUUUGUCCAUUUUUCAGACUGUUAAUAAAAGAGGAUGUGUUGUUAAAUACCUUUUUAGGAUAUUUGGUAUAUAGCAGUAGAACCUCCUGGAACUAAAGCAAGGGUGGGCAACCUUUUUCCUAUCAGGGGCCAUUUGGCAGAGGGACACACUAAUAUAUUUUAUGUACAGUAUGAAACCACGAUGGCACAAAGGAACCAAACAUUUGAGGGGCUUUUGAGCUUUUGUUUUUAGAAUUACAGUGAUACCUUACGAGUAGGGUUGGGCAUCGUUUGAAUUUGAGCGAUUCCGAUUCCGGUUCCUCAUUUCGAUUGCGGUUCUAAACGAUUCUCGAUUCCGAUUCUUUUAGGGGGCUGGGUCAAAAAAGUUAGGGUGGUUUAAAUAAAGGGUGUCCAAAUUAUGAACAUCCAUUUUCUUAGCAGCCCACAGCAGACUAAAAUGAACAUUUGACUUGAGGUUCUUUAUAAUCAGUAUCAAUAUCAAACCUAUGACCUAAAAGGCAAUGUGUGUGGAACUAAUCCAGUGGACCUAAUAUUCACUAAUUAAUGUUUCAGCUGAAAGUUAAAAAUAGCAUUUUUUAAAUUGCUAUUUGGGACUGUUUUAUCACAUCAAAUGGUUUAUAUGUGCAAGUUUUAACUUGACUUCCUGUUUUAAACUUAGCCUUUUAUUUUGAAGGGUACGCAGCGGAACCCGACAUUUUGGCGCGAAAAGUAACUUCACGCGAUACCGGUGAAUUUUUAAAACGAAAAUUAAACCUAGAAUGCAAUAAAUUGAACCAAAUGCUAUAAAACGAUUUUUUGACAGGUUAGCGUUUGUGCUACUGUGAGACGACGUUUGUGUGAAUUAUGUCCCAAUUCAUUGUGAUGUAAAUUUUCUAGUUUCACCUCUGGUGAAGUUUUAGCUCAAUGUUAAGCUUUGUUUUUCCUGUCAUCAGCCUUUACGUUGGUUUGAAGACUAAAAUAAACGCUAAACACCAUCCGUGCAAAAGAGCAACCCACCGUUUAACUUGUUAGCUGCCUCAAUGAUGGCAGAGGCACAUUUUAUUGUUUCGCUCACCGAAUUUGACUUCACUGUAGUUCCGUGCCGUGUCGGCUGAGGCUCAGAAAAGAAGGGGAGCACGUCAGAUUUCUACACAUCGUGAAAGCCUCCUUUCCACAAUAUAAUCUUAAUCCAAGUGUUGCACUGAGGCGAAGGGUCAUUCAUUUUAACAAAGACGACACACACUUGUUAACCACAGCCGUUGGGAACAAGCACAUCUUCGUGCGCGUUCUUCUUUGUUUGUUUUUGGCACUUUCUUCUUCGGGGUCGGCGGACUGUAGUCAUUGGAACUAGGAACGGAAAUUUUUCAAUUUGAACGAUUCUGGGAGAACCGGAACGUUAGUCCGGGUUCCAAUCGAUUCUCGAUGCCCAACCCUGCUUGCUUACUUGAAUUUGUUGCGUGACCACUUUCAUAACAUAAAACCCAUUCACUGCCAUUGACGGCUCUUGAAUUCAAAUAUCCAUAUAUAACUUGGAGAACUGGCAACUUGAAUUAAAAAUAAAAUUUUCCCUUAGAUAUGAAAGUGAUUGAUAAGCGCAAUCGUCAGUCAAGCAAACAAAUGAUUCCUAGGAAUCGAAUUACUGAGAACUGAUACUCAAAAUUAACCUGUCUUUGAUUCUCAUCCCUACUAAUAACAUAGUUAAAUACAAAAACAACUUUUGUAACAUGAUUUCAUGCUUUAAUUCAAAGGACAUUGUGCUGCUCCUUAAGGUGUGCACAACUUGGCCUCCAGGGGGCAGUAUAAUACAGACAUACAGUAUAAUACGCGUAGAUUUAAUGAUGAAACAUGUCCAUGAUAUUGAUGCUUGUUUCAUUGAUCUACACUGCAUUCCAAAUUAUUGUGCACAUAAUAUUGUUCUCCGGUUUUCCUAAAGAGUUGAAACAAAUGACAGGCUGCAUCAUUUUCAACUCAAACGUCAGAAUAUAAUUCAGAUGUUUUAAAAAUGAUGCCGACUGUCAUUUGUUUAAACUCUUUAGGAAAAUCGGAGAAAAAUAUCAUUUGUAUAAAAAUGUGGAAUGCAGUGUAUGUCUUUUGCAUUAUACAAAAGUCCACUAGCUUAAUGCUAGUGGACUUUUGUAUGACAGGGUUAUGUGGUUUAGUUAAAGGCACGUGUAAUUGUAUUUGUUUUAUGUUUAGUUUUACGCUAAACUUCAAUUGGAAAUGGCAUUAAACAGCUUGAAGAAAGCACACUGGGCAUCUUUUACAGAACUGUUCGCUAUCUGCCAAACUGUCCACGGAAUGCCCAAGGAGGGCAAAAUAGACUCCCUGGUUAGUAAAGAGCUCACUCAUACGUCCAAUUUGUUUAAAAAAAAAAAAAAAAAAAAAAAAAAAAAAAAAAAAAAAAAAACAACAACAACAAACCAAAAAAAAUACACACACAUAAUUGAACAAAUAAUGGUUUGUAAGUCGGGCCACUCGUAAGUCAAGUUACCACUGUACAGUACAUGUUACAGGUUUCCCACCGCUGCACUUCAGAAAGGAUCAUUACCAAAAAAUGAUCUGUACCAUUGCCUCGUGCAUCGUCUGCGUAUAGGAAUCAUUUGCACAGUCUAGCGGGUCAAAGAAGUGAAUGAACAUCAUAUAUUUUUGCCAGAAUGUUCUUUAGGCCCCGUACGAGUGAACCUGACAUUUCUAAACAUUCUAUUUUAUGAUCAUUUUCUUUUUAUGUAAUCACAAUCAAAUGUUACAGUGACAUAAGUGAGAUCGGCGCUGAGAUGUAUUCAGGACAUGUACAGGUUAUGUUGUGUAAAUAUGAGCUAUUUAUGCAAAACUUUGUUGAUUUAAUUGCAUUAAUAAUAAAAUUUAAUAAAACAUACCUCAUGUUGUAAUGUAUACAUCCAUCCCUGUUUGUAAAUAUCAUUCACCAUAGACAAUAAAACAACACAACUUCA